GUAGAGGCGGCGGCAAAAUGGCGGCGCCUGAGGAGCAGGAUCUAACUCAGGAGCAGACCGAGAAGCUGCUGCAGUUUCAGGAUCUGACUGGCAUUGAGUCCAUGGAGCAGUGUCGCCUUGCCUUGGAGCAGCAUAACUGGAACAUGGAGGCUGCUGUCCAGGACAGACUGAAUGAGCAGGAGGGUGUACCAAGUGUUUUCAAUCCACCUCCAGCUCGACCCCUACAGGUUAAUACAGCUGACCACAGGAUCUACAGCUAUGUUGUCUCAAGACCACAACCAAGGGGCCUGCUUGGAUGGGGUUAUUACUUGAUAAUGCUUCCAUUCCGGUUUACCUAUUACACGAUACUUGAUAUAUUUAGGUUUGCUCUUCGUUUUAUACGGCCUGACCCUCGCAGCCGGGUCACUGACCCCGUUGGGGACAUUGUUUCAUUUAUGCACUCUUUUGAAGAGAAAUGUGGGAGGGCACACCCUGUCUUCUACCAGGGAACGUACAGCCAGGCACUUAACGAUGCCAAGCGGGAACUUCGAUUUCUUUUGGUUUAUCUUCAUGGAGAUGACCACCAGGACUCUGAUGAGUUCUGCCACAAUGCUCUCUGUGCACCUGAGGUCAUCUCGCUGAUAAACAGCAGAAUGCUUUUUUGGGCUUGUUCUACAAACAAGCCUGAGGGGUACAGGGUGUCCCAGGCCUUACGAGAGAACACCUAUCCAUUCCUGGCUAUGAUUAUGUUGAAGGAUCGGCGAAUGACUGUGGUAGGAAGGCUAGAAGGCCUCAUUCAACCUGAUGACCUCAUCAACCAGCUGACUUUCAUCAUGGAUGCAAACCAGACUUAUCUGGUCUAGAUAGAACGUCUAGAAAGGGAAGAAAGGAACCAAACCCAGGUGCUGAGACAACAGCAGGAUGAAGCCUACCUGGCUUCUCUCAGGGCAGACCAGGAGAAAGAGAGGAAGAGGAGGGAGGAGAGAGAGNGGAAACGCCGGAAGGAGGAGGAGGUGCAGCAGCAGAAGCUGGCGGAGGAGCGAAGGCAGGUCAUCCAUGACUUCUUAUUCUCCUUGAAGGAAAGCCCUGAAAAGUUUCAGAUUGAAGCCAAUUUUCCAAGACGGGUACUUCCUUGUGUCCCUUCAGAGGAAUGGCCCAACCCCCCCACACUGCAGGAGGCGGGACUCAGCCACACAGAAGUUCUCUUUGUUCAGGACCUGACAGACGAAUGACACUUUUUCUGCCUCCUUUCUCCCACCCCAAUCCCUAAAAGAAACGGAAAAACAAAAACAGAGAACAAGAGAUAAAUUCAUAUUAUUAUAAUACAAUAUUUUUUUUAAAAAGAAAAAACUGNUGCAUCCUAUGGAAGGAUCAGAAACCAUGCUGCCUGCAAGAGUCACAACCUGCGUGUGUGCGUGUGCGCACGCGCAAGGUCAGCAGNGAGCAUUGCCAGCCCGGCAGCUGCGGCAGACUUGCCUUCCCNCAGUGAAGAGACGCCCUGGUGGGGAAGCAGACAUUCCCACUGUUGUCAGUCAUUCUUGCUUUUGUAGAAGUACAAAUGAAACCCUCCACAGCAGCUCCUGAGGACCUGUUCCUCCCACUGGAGGAAGAGGGGAGAGCCUGGAACAGACUGCCCACAGUCUAUGAAUAACUUUGUUUCUGUUUGCUUUGUAAUGAUAAUGACCAAAGGAAUGAGGCUGGCUUAGUUGUAUUUUUUUCCUUAGAUUUGAUAAAGAGCCACUGUCCUGGGCUCUGAAGCCCAAGGCCAUGUAAUAAAGGUGCCCUGGGCUCCUUUGNGCAUCCUUUGCCACUGUUCCUCUCAAGGUGGUCCUAGAGGGGGCAUUUGGUUUGGUACAGUUCUGCCGCUUGUGGGUCCCGUUUGGAGCAAUGAGAG
Mus pahari (shrew mouse) is the source of this 1873-nucleotide messenger RNA. Its product is annotated as FAS-associated factor 2-like. NCBI's taxonomy places the organism in Eukaryota, Metazoa, Chordata, Mammalia, Rodentia, Muridae. Gene Ontology annotation, molecular function: ubiquitin binding. Gene Ontology annotation, cellular component: endoplasmic reticulum. The record is from RefSeq and is a predicted model, not a curated record.